AUGGCAAACAUUUCACCGAGAGCAUGUUCAAAGACCCCGCACGCUGUCAUUUUGCCGCUAGUGUCGCUUCUUCUCGUGUUUUAUUGGUCGAGUGACAUUUGGCAACUAGUUGUACAUGCAGUUCCAGUUCAAUACAAAACCACAACAAUAGGAGGAUUUAAAUAUGUGGAGGGAGUUUCUCCAAUGUAUCAAGCGGAAUAUGGUCCUCUUUCACAACCAAGCGCAGCCAUCAUGAAUGACAAGAAUGAAACAUAUAUUUCAGAUACAGGAAAUCAUGUCAUACGAAAGAUUACGGCAAACGGAAUCAUUACACUGUUUGCAGGGCUAGGAGUUGGAGGAUACAAUGGUGAUGAUCACAUAUUAAAAUGUCAAUUCAAUCAACCCAUGGGAUUGUAUCUUGCAGUCAACGGAGACCUUUAUGUUGCAGACUCUGGAAAUUCAAUGAUCAGAAAGAUAUCAGCGAGUACCCAAAUGGUCACCACCAUUGUCUCGAGCACCAAUUUGAAAAAUCCAAUGGGUGUUUUUGUAGUCGAAAGCACUGGAGAGAUUUUUGUGACAGAUUUAAAUUCUGGGAAUGGUUUGGUCAGGAAAUUUGAUUCCACAGGAACGACCAUGACCAUCAUUGCAGGAGGAGGAAGUUCUGUGUUAAAUAAUGUGAUUGCAACAAAUACCAAAUUGUCUUCACCGAGAGGAAUUUUCGUCACUCCAACUGGAGUGAUUUAUAUUACGGACACGACAGAAGGAUUAAUUAGAAAAAUAACAGUUGAGCCCAAUGGUCAAUACAGAAUUCUAACCAUUGCUGGAAUGCAAGGUGUAAGCGGUGGUAGUUUUUCGGAAGGCACACAACCAUUGAAUACAUAUUUCCAAUCUCCAAUAGGUCUUUAUGUGACAAGCAGUCAAGAUAUUCUCGUGGCAGAUGCUGGAUUUCAUCGAAUUCGAAAAAUCUCCUCUGACCUCAAAACAGUAACCACUGUAGCAGGAAAUGGAACCAGCGAUGAAGAUAGUAUUCAAUAUGGUAAUGCAGGAGAUUAUGGACCUGCAUUGUCAGCACCUCUCAACCAACCUAAUUUUGUUUCUAUCAAUUCGAGAGGUGAUUUAAUUAUUACAGGACUCAAUCGAGUGCGAAUGGUAUCUGGUAAUGACAGUACGAUUACAACAUUGGCAGGAAAAUUUAAAACCAAUCUUGGAUAUGGAGAUGGAUUAAAAGCCAACAGUCUUGGUAUUCGACUUACUCCACGACAUGCUGUCCUCUCUCGAGAUGGUUCUGAAAUGUAUGUGAGUGAUUCCAACAGUCACACCAUUCGAAAGUUAGGACUGCCAAAUGGAAUUAUAACAACAGUGGCUGGAGUGAAAGGACAAUCAGGAUUUAAUGAAGAUGGUUUAUUGGCGAAUCAGACCACGUUGUCUAUCCCAUCUGGUCUCUAUUUAUAUGAUAAUGGUGAAUUAUUGAUUGCAGAUUCAUCCAAUCACAGAAUCCGUUUAUUACAACUCAAUGGAACGAUUACCACAAUCUUUUCCACCAACACAUCCAUUGGAGAGCCAUCAAUGGUCGUUGCCUCAGGUUCUAAGAGCACCGAUGGUUACAUUUACUUCUCAACCAAAUCUGGAAUUUAUAAGGGACUGCGAUCGAGUGCCAAUUUUAUUGCUGUCUAUACCUACAGUGAAUUUUCUGACCCCAAUCCUACAUCGUUUCAUGUGGAACAAGAGCAAGAUGGAACAGUUGUCUAUUUUGGAGAUGUUGAAACGGCUUCGCUUGUGAAAUAUUUUGAAAAGAACAACACAGCUGUGAAAUUGUAUACAGAUCCAAAUCUCCACACUGUGGCCAGCGUUUUUAGAAGAAACGGAACCACUUAUUUUGUUUUGGGUAGUUCAAGAAUUUGCAAACUCUUGCCCGAUAACAGCAUUCAAGUAAUUGCAGGAAUUUUACCAUCCAAUAACGUGGAAUUUAUUGGAUACAGCGGAGAGGGAUUACAAGCUAAUCAAUCUUUACUGAGAUCUCCAAAUAAUCUUCAUGUCUCUCCACAAGGUGAAAUCUUCUUUUCCGAACGUAUCGGUCUCGUAAGGAAAAUCGGCCUCGACAACACCAUCACUACGGUUCUUGGCUUUUAUCCAUUACCAGCUCCUGGAACACUGGCCAACAAAUUUCCUAUUUUCCAACCAGGUUUUGUUGCUAUCAACAAGAACAAUGGACAAAUUGCCAUUUAUUCCUCACACAUGACACAAGACCAUUCGAUUUUUAAUGUGGAUGGAGCAAGUGGUGUAAUUUCAACGCUUUUCGGAUUUAGAACAAUGCCAGCUGCUUCAACGUCGUUCUAUGAAGGACCAGUAGGACUUUCUUUUAUUGUGAAUUCACAAUUUUGCUACACCUCUAAAAACAAUUUAAUUAUUGCAACGGGUUAUCAUCAAAUUGUGAAAGUUUCGAAUGGAAUGGUUUCUGUAGUGGCUGGAAAAUUUCGAACACCAUCCUUUAGUCCUGAUGGAACACUUGCAAACAAUACCUUAAUGUAUAAUCCAAGGGCAGUGAUAUGUGUGCCAUCCUCCCAACAAGGAGCUGAUGAUGACAUUAUUUAUUUUGAUGCUGGUAAUCGAAGAAUUCGAAUGAUUUCCAAUGGAGUUGUGAAAACCAUUGUAGGAUCAGGAAUGGACGGAGAUGCCAAAUUCACCAAUGAUGGAGUGAAUGCCACUUCGGUCAAUAUUGGAAAUUCCGUAAAGGCACUUGCCCUCUCUCCAGAAGGAGAUUUAUAUUAUUCUGAAACUUCGAGACACAUCGUUCGAGUGCUCAAUGCCACCACAGGUCUCAUUUCCACAGUGGCUGGUAUUAAGGAUGCUCGUGGAUAUUAUGGAGAGAAUAUUGCAGCGGAUUUGGCUAAUUUGGAUUCACCUCACGGUUUGACCAUUGCUCCCAAUGGAGAUUUGAUGAUUGCAGAUUCUACGAACAAAAUCAUUCGACGAGUGUCCAAGACCACAAAAUUAAUAAGAACCAUUGCUGGAAUUCCACCACGUGCGCAAGAUUGUUAUUACAAUGGAGACUUGUUAGGCACAGAUACUUGCAUUACAGCAUUGUCAAGUUUAGCGGUCAAUCCUACCAAUGGUGAAAUUGUGUUCACAGAUGAUGGUAACGGAGUGGUACGAAAAUUAACUCCAUUUUGUGAAGGAAACAAAACAAUGGAUUCCACGUUUUCCGAAUGUUCAUGUCCAACUGGAUAUGGAGGAAACAAUUGUGAAUUAUCCAUUUGUAAUGGAACUCUCUCAUCCAAUUCUGGAGUUUGUUCAGGUCAUGGACUCUGUACAAGUCCAGGAAUAUGUGUAUGUUUUAAGGGGUUCACAGGAACGAAUUGUGAAAAGAGUACAGCCAUUCCUGUCGCUUCCUCUUCAUCAAGUCGAGUACCAACCGAUCAGAACAACACUACCACGAUUAUUAUUGCCGUCGUUGUUCCUGUAGCAGUGGUUUCACUCAUUGGCUUAAUCAUUGCCAUGCUUGUAAUCAUUGUCAUGUGUGUGGUGAGAAAACGAGGAAGCAAAUCUGAUUUGGAAAUGAACAAACCAACCUCUAAUGUGGCAUUCCCAAAUAGUAGUAAUGUAGAACUUCCAAACUCAAAUCCAAAUUCUUUAAUUUCUGAUUUUCCAAGUGACAUGAGUGUGAACUUUACUCCAAUUAUGAUCAGUGAAGAUAGAAUGCAACAAUCUGGAGUGACAUCUACAGAAUCACUGGUUUAUCAAGCCGAUCCAUUCUCUCGAUAUCAAAAUAUUUCAAGAAUUGGUAAAGGAGCUUUUGGUUCCGUCUAUAAGGCCAACGACACCAAAUUCCAAAACAAAGUCAAAGCAGUCAAAGUCAUGAAAUUUACAUCUCUCAGUGAUUUGAACAAUAUCAUGAAAGAAGGAAUGCAAUUGAUGAAUAUUCGUCAUGACAACAUUCUCAAAGUGAAUGAUUUCUUUGUAUCAAAAGAUAACCUCGUGUGUUUGGAUAUGGAUUUCUAUGAACAGGGAGAUUUAGCCAAAUUUGUGACACCUCAAAGUCCAUUCUGCAGUGAACAUUUAAUCAAACAAAUUAUUUGGCAAGUGUGUAAUGCUUUGACCUACGUUCAUGGAACCUUAAAUAUUAUUCAUAGAGAUAUCAAACCUUCGAAUAUUUUCAUCAAAUCUAUGAAGGAUGACAAGAUUCAUGUGGUGUUGGCAGAUUUUGGAUUGGCUAAAGGAAAUCAAGGAUCUGAAGCUCUAUCCUAUGCUGGAACACCUCUUUACAUGUCUCCCGAAAUUGGUCUUGGUGGAAAAUACUAUGCCAAUACCGAUGUAUAUUCACUUGGAGUAACGAUAUAUCAAAUCAUGACCAAAGAUUCUUCCACUUCGAUCAGUCACUUGUUAUUAAGUAAGGAUCCAGAGAGUGUGAGAAAGUUGUUACUCUCCAAAAUGAAAGAUGGAGAAUAUUCGGAUGAAUUAUGUGAUAUUGUAUUGAAAAUGUUGGAAAAGGAUUCCAUGACUAGACCUAAUGCGAUGGAUAUUCUUGGAUUGCCUUAUUUCCGAAAUAUGUAA
Messenger RNA from Naegleria lovaniensis, 4530 nucleotides. RefSeq lists its product as uncharacterized. Gene Ontology annotation, biological process: protein phosphorylation. NCBI's taxonomy places the organism in Eukaryota, Heterolobosea, Eutetramitea, Acrasida, Naegleriidae. The transcript has 8 exons. The record is from RefSeq and is a predicted model, not a curated record. The coding region runs from base 1 to 4530 and encodes 1509 amino acids. Gene Ontology annotation, molecular function: protein kinase activity; ATP binding.